Messenger RNA from Diaporthe batatas, 4944 nucleotides. RefSeq lists its product as uncharacterized. Bases 105 to 4550 code for a protein of 1481 amino acids. Gene Ontology annotation, molecular function: RNA binding; ATP binding. Gene Ontology annotation, cellular component: nucleus; intracellular anatomical structure. The transcript has 2 exons. NCBI's taxonomy places the organism in Eukaryota, Fungi, Ascomycota, Sordariomycetes, Diaporthales, Diaporthaceae. The record is from RefSeq and is a predicted model, not a curated record.
UUCGUCGCCUCCAGCCGUGACCUCAAGCUGCAUCCCCUUGGUCGACCAGAUCUCUCUCUCUGCCGCAGCCACAGGAUGUCGUCCCACUCGCUUGCCUGCCGAAUAUGAGAUCCCUGAUCGCCAAUCGUGCAUCAGCGAGGUUGUACAGCUCGAGUCUGCGCUUCUGCUCACUCCGUCCUCUGCCUCGCCCCCCUCCGUUCCACGACCAUCAUGGCAAAUCAACCUCUGCGGUUGCCAUCUUUUCCACUUCGUCCAGCUUCUGUCGAUUCCCUAGGCGCGGCCCGAAGACACGCGUGCAGCGACAAGUACGCGAUCUGAUCGAGGACCUUGACUCGAAAGCCCCAAAGCCAGUCAAGAAGCAAGCACCCAAGAAGUCCGCGGCCCGCAGGGAAAAUAGACCACAGCAUUCAGGGACCUCGUCGUCGGGAGAUGCCUGGUCCAAGCACGAGGGAAAGCCCUCUCUAGGGCCGGAACUGGCUAAUCUUGUUCCAGACUCGGGAGAGAGCGAACUAGCCUUCAGUGAAGAGAACCUCAGGCUAUCCCCAGAUCUGCCGCUUCCGACGCCUCAGCAAAUUUCCAGCUUGCCAGGAGCUUCCAAAGCACUCUCCAAAGGGGACGCCGAGCAUGCCAACCUCGUGCAGCGAGCCGUCUUUGCAGCCGUCAAAAGUCUCGGUGGAGAAGCAGCCGUACAUCAGAGUAAAGAGACGCUCCUAGACCAGGAAAGGCCAUUUUUUCGGACUGUGAUUACUGUCAACCUCUCAAACCACAAUAUCCUGGUUGCCAAUGGCGAUAGCUACUUACGUGAAGGGGCGACGCGUGCUGCGGCGCUGCAUGCACUGGCUAUGCUAUGUGAUCAGGGCCUGCUGACGCUUCCUGGUUCGUCCAUGAAAACAGCCUUCCCAGGCGAGACGGACCGCCUGCUUGAGGUCUACAACUACGCGGCCCGCUAUCGCUGCAUACCCAGUGUCGAGACUCGGGAGUGCCAAGGUUUUUACAGUAUCACCAUCCAAAUGCCGGAACAUGGGAUCAACGUGGCAAUACACAACGUGCCUGCUGUAGCAUAUGCUGAGGCGGCUGCGGCCUCCGAGUUCAAGAGACAGGCUAAGCUCUACCAUCUCAGCCAGGGCACUGACAGGAUCGUCUCGAGGGACCGAUAUGCCCUGAGUACCCGCAACUGCAAUGACUUCUUUGCGUUCUGUCGUGACUCGGGCGAAACCUCGGGCAACCUCGGCGUGGCGAUAAAAAAGAUCAGGGGCCUCUACGUGGGCGUGCCAAAAUUCGAAGACCUUGGCCCCUUCUGGCCCUCCCCCGGGGUCAAGCCCGAGGUCAGAACAGGGAGCGAACUCCAUACAAAAUCGGCUGCGACUCUUGUUGCGGCACUGACGGUUUCCAACAUGCAACCGCGCCUAUUCGACGAAUUCAGGCACGCUUUGCGUGCAGGCCAUGGCAGGUACCUUGAAAAGCUCAGCCCCAAGGACAUGAUCUUGGAACCUGGAGUCAUCAAGGAAUUGGAUUUGAUACAAAAUCUGGAAUGGCCACGCCGGUCAAAUCCAAGCGGCAGUCAAGUCGCUCGGCCCCACGACGAAGACUCACGGGGAACCACAAAUAAGCAUGCUCAGACCCCAGAGCAGCUGGCGAAAAAAUCAUCUCGCCUGAAGGAGGCGAUGGAUGAUUACAGGGCGCGAGGCGACCUGGCAGAUCUGCGCCAGGCACGUUCCGAACUUCCGAUGACCCAGUAUGCUCCUCAGGUGAGGCAGAUUGUGCGUGACAAUGUCUACUGCAUCAUCAUUGGGGCGACUGGAAGCGGCAAAACGACCCAGGUUCCUCAGAUCCUCCUGGACGAGGCUAUCGAGAAUGGACAUGGCGCCUCUUGCAACGUCAUCUGCACACAGCCUCGCCGCAUCGCGGCAACGUCUGUGGCCCGAAGGGUGGCGGUCGAGCGAGCCGAAAACCUGCAGGAAUCCGUCGGGUACCAGGUUCGGGCCGACGCAAUGCCCCCGGCCCCCGGUGGCAGCAUAUUGUACUGCACAACUGGCGUCCUGCUCCGGCGGCUUAUGCAUGCCCCAGACGACGUUUUGGACCAUGUGUCCCACCUGGUCAUUGACGAGGUGCAUGACAGAGACAUCAUCCUCGACUUCCUCUUAACCACGCUCAAAAGCAUCAUGGCCGCCCGUGCCGCACAGGGGAAAAAGCUGCCCCGUGUUGUCUUUAUGAGUGCAACAAUAGAAGCGGAGCAGUUCGCCGCGUAUUUUGGAAACAGCCUGCCAUCCGAGAAGCCAAAUGACUGCCCAACGCUAAGUGUGCCAGGGAGGACCUUCCCAGUUCAAGAGUACUAUCUGGACGAUGUGCUUAAGCGAAUGAAGAGCCGACAUGGCAGGAACAACCUCAGACUUUUGCGCACGGACAAAGACACCAUUGAAUAUCUCCUCGCUGAGAGUCUCGGCAUUAGCAAUACGGCCUCGUACGCAGGCACCUUCAACGAGUCUUCGGUUGACCGGAAGAACGAAGUCACCGUAUCAGGAGUUGAAAGCUCCGUCGACACAGACAACGCGGAUGACGCGUUAGUACCGCUCGGCCUCGUAGCCACAACAGUCGCUCAUAUUGCCAGGACCUCCAAGAGCGGCGCGAUCCUCGUCUUCGUCCCUGGCCUCAACGAAAUAUUAGGCAUGGACAAGCUGCUGCGCUUCACAUCCCCCCUUGGUGUCAGAUUUAACGACGCCAAGCGGUUCCAGAUCAUAAUGCUGCACUCUACCCUACAGGGCAGUCAGAAGUCAGUGUUCGACCGGGUUCCGCAAGGCUGUAGGAAGAUUAUCCUAAGCACGAACAUUGCCGAAACGUCUGUGACGAUCCCAGAUGUGCGCUUCGUGGUCGACACCGGCAAGAUCCGAGAGAAUCACUACGACCAGACGCGGCGUAUCACACACCUCCAGACCAAAUGGAUAACCAAGUCCAACGCCAAACAGCGAGCGGGACGAGCCGGGCGUGUACAGGACGGAGAGUACUACGCAUUGUACACCAAGCCUCGGCGGGAGUCCAUGAGGGCAGUCCCGCUGCCGGCACUGUUGCGCACAGACUUGCAAGAGAUUUGUCUGGAUAUCAAGUCGCAAGCCUUGAAAGUGCCGGUCGCCGACUUCCUCGCCGGAGCCAUAGAGCCGCCACCACCAUCCGCUGUCGACAUCGCACUGCAGAAUCUCAUGUCUCUGGGCGCUAUGACUGACGAGGAAGAGCUGACGCCGCUGGGACGUGUGCUCGCGUCAUUGCCCGUCCACCCGACGCUGGGGAAGAUGAUUGUGCUAGGAAUCAUCUUCAAAUGUUUGGAUCCGAUGAUAAUCCUUGGCGCGGCGGCCCGUGAUCGCCCAAUUUUCCAGGGUGACCUGAACCUAAGGCGGGAAGUCGACUCCAAAAAGAGGGAGUGGGCGGGCAACUCCGGCAGUGAUCACGCGGUGAUUCUGGAAGCAUUCACGAGGGCGCGAAGCUUCGAAGCUCGCCCUCCAGAGAAAACAUGGGGGAACACAUCUGAUGACUUCUUCCGGGACAAUUUCGUCAGCCGCAUGGCUUUCAAGAGCAUUGAGUUGACAUCGCGCGAGAUUGUGACCAUUCUGGCCGAGGCCGGGCUCAUCCACGUCGAGACUUCCGAAUCGUCGCUCCAGUACGGUGGUCCGAAGCUGAACGAGAACUCGCACUCCCAGCCGCUCAUCAAGGCCCUGCUGGUCUCUGCGCUAUACCCCAACCUCGCCGUGCCCACCGACACGGUCUUCCGCACAGCCUCCGAGAAGGGCGCCACGGUCCACCCGGGGUCGGUCAACAGGUCUGCCCAACCGGGCUCGACGCUCUUCACCUUCAACGACCUCUCGCUCUCCACCGACGGCGACACCAUGUACAUGCGGGAGACGUCGGCCGUCUCGCCGCUGGCGGCCAUGCUCUUCGGCGGCCCCCUCACCCAGUACGGCGCCGUGCUCGAGAUGGACGGCUGGCUGCCCAUGUCCGUCAGGGACACUGGCCUGCCCGACCCGCGCCUCGCGGACAAGGUCGUGGCCCUGCGCCGCCUGCUCGACCGGAUGCUGGCGUCCGCGUUUGACGACCUCGCCUCGCACGCGCCCCUGGCCGGCGGCUGGGGCAGGGAGGACGGCAUGCGCGGGGAGCUGGCGGCCAGGCUGGCUCUGGUCCUGGGCGCGGACAGGGCCACGCUGGGGAAGCUGAAGUUUGAUGAGGCCACCCAGAAGAAGAAGAAGACGGCGACGAAGAAACAGACGGUGACGAAGAAGCAGACAGCGAGGGGGGAGGAGACGGACGCCCCGAGCGAGUACCCCAACCCGGACAGGAAGCAGGGCAGGACGAGUAGGAAGAGCAAGGCGGCGCGGCGCAGGAACGCCAAGGGCGCCGAGAAGGUCCGGGAUGAGCUGGCGAUGACGCUCCGCAGGCUCGGGGCGGCGCCCCGCGGUGUGCCGCCGGCUGUGAGCUCGACCUCCGGGGGCGGGGCUCCGGCGGGCAACCUCGCGGUGCGGGAGGCGGUGCGGCAGCGGCUUGAUGCGUGGGAUCCUUGGCUGUGAUCCGGCCAGACACCGUAUCAAGGGGCCAUGCACAUUUUGUCCUCAGACGUUUGCGGAAUAGGAGCGAGACCAGAUACUUCGGCCGAGUAGGCUGCUGGGUCUGAAGGGACCACGCCACCUGGCCCGGCCCUGCUCUUGUGGUCGAGGCUCUGCAGCCCUUCGAAGGGGGGUGGCGUUGGCGAGCACCGACGCGGGCCCGCCGUCGUGGGCGGGUUCAGGUACAUUUGGGGCGUUGGUGUGCUUCAUCAAACGCACCCGUAUGUUGUACCAUUCACGUCAAGUACUUCAUGUGAGCAUCUUCUCUGGGCAUGUGCAUUGAGUGCAUGGCUUUCCCGUGGUUAUAGACAUCCAUAAUUUUCAAAAGUAAACACAUUUCACACUUACUUUGCUGUAA